Molecule: messenger RNA, 750 nt
Organism: Striga asiatica
Lineage: Eukaryota; Viridiplantae; Streptophyta; Magnoliopsida; Lamiales; Orobanchaceae
Source: the annotation of a GenBank genome assembly
AUGGAUUCUUGUAAUAUUGGGCUUCUGUUUCGUCAUUCUCGAAUUCCAUUCCUUUUCUCCACUCCAUCUCCGCAGCAUCAUGAGGAUAGCGUUCCGAUUUUACCAGUGGGGGAGUAUUACUCCGUCCCCAUCCAUGAAGUACCAGCAAUAGUUCGAACAGAUGACCUUGAAAGAACCAAUUGGUUCCUAUCCAGAGUGAAUGAGCUCCCGACAACCGUCAUCGGCUGCCAGAGGUGGCGGCCUGAACUGGAAAACCUUGGAGGAGAGCAGAACCAGGCGGCGGCUCAGCGAAUCGGCGACGUGCGGCAGCCGCUAGGCUCGGCUUGCGCGUGGUGCGAACCGUCGGGAUUUGGCGGCGAUUCAAAGGUUCGACUCAGCGGGUGGUCGAACCUUGUCGUGGCUGGCCGUCGGGAAAAUCAAACAGAUCCGGGUAGCCGGUGGCUCGCACGCGAACGACCGUCCGAUUUACCGGAGGCUCUCGCGUUGACAACAGAAGUAAUAUCGGUCACAAAACGACCGUCCGAUUUACCGAGAAUUGAAAAAUCUACCUUUUGGAGACAGCGGCGCGACUGGGGGAGACGAGCCGCGAGACGUCCAGGCGUAGGCGCGGAUAUCGGCAGCGUAGGAGAUUGCGUCCCGGAGAAGAUGAUUCGUUGUGCGGAUGAACGGAUUCAGGGUUCGGAUCGGCGGGAAGUAGAGGGUGAGCGGCGCCGCCGAGAAAGCCACCGUGAGAAAAAGCUCCAGCAUCGA